Molecule: messenger RNA, 1233 nt
Organism: Paraphaeosphaeria sporulosa
Lineage: Eukaryota; Fungi; Ascomycota; Dothideomycetes; Pleosporales; Didymosphaeriaceae
Product: MFS general substrate transporter
Exons: 3
Coding region: 1-1233 (410 amino acids)
Biological process (GO): transmembrane transport
Cellular component (GO): fungal-type vacuole membrane
Molecular function (GO): transmembrane transporter activity
Source: RefSeq, a predicted model, not a curated record
AUGCACGCCUCUCUACUUGCCGACUCAGAAGUGCCCGAUGGAGGUUACGGAUGGGUAGUUGUGUUCUCCGGCGCAGUCAUCACGUGGUGGUUUGUCGGCGCUGCUUACACCUGGGGCGUGAUGCAAGCUGCGCUCGUCGAGCAGAAGAAGUAUCCCCCGGCCACACUCGCAUUCGUCGGAUCUCUUGUCCCUGCUAUGAUUGCGAUACUUGCUAUUCCAAAUGCCACGCUUAUUAGGAAGCUGGGCGCCAGAACAACAGGGCUUACUGGCAUCUUCUUGUUGGGGUUGGGUAGUAUUCUAGCCGGUUUUGCAGUCGACAGUAUUCUGGGCCUUUUUAUGACUUGGGGUUUAAUUUGCGGAAUAGGAACGAGCCUUUGCUUCAUGACUGCAUCCAUCACGCCAGCGCAGUACUUCAAGGCUAAACGCGGCGUAGCCAAUGGUAUAGUCUACGCUGGUGGCGGCCUCGGAGGUACCGCUAUGUCCUUCAUUCUCAACGCCCUCAUCAAAAACGUCGGCAUCCCCUGGGCCUUUCGCAUCUUCGGCUUCAUGAUCCUAAGUACCGGCCUACCCGCCGCCUGGCUCAUGAAAGAACGCGUGCCCAUCCGCAAGACCCAGUUCGUAGAGUGGAAGCUCUUCAAAGACGUCAGGUUCCUCCUCGUCUUCGCCGUUGGCGUCAUCGGCACAUUCCCGCUUUUCGUGCCUCCCUUUUUCCUCCCACUGUACAGCAACUCGCUCGGCCUCUCCUCCGCCGCCGGCGCUGGUCUCCUCGCGGCUUUCAACUUCUGCUCUGCGAUUGGGCGUCUGGGAUCAGGGUUUGCGUGCGAUAAGUUGGGCAGCUUGACGACACUUUUCCUGACGCUUCUGCUGAGCGCGCUGAGCCUGAUGGUGAUGUGGCCGCUUUCAAGCUCGCUGGGGCCACUGGUGGCAUUUGUGAUUAUCAACGGGAUGGCUAAUGGGGGGUUCUUUUCUACGAUGCCGACAGUGGUGGGGAAUGUUUUUGGCUCUGCGAGAGUUGGCGUUGCCAUGGGGAUGAUUGUCAGUGGGUGGAUUGGGGGUUAUCUUAUGGGAGCACCAAUCGCUGGCUACAUCCUUGACGCAGCCGGCGGCGAGAACGCAGGAAUUGGUCCCUAUCGGCCCGCGAUCUUCUACGCUGGUAGUAUGGCGAUUAUUGCGACUGUUCUUUCUGCCAUUGUUAGACUGAGGGUGGAUCGAAGCUUCAAGAAAAUGGUGUAA